CAUCAACAACCUGAGCUUGCGCAUUGUGCAUCGAAUCCUGUCCUUGGAGUUUGUUUCUUGCUUCAGCGAUGUCAAAGGCCGGCGGCUUUCCUGGUGGCUACAACGAGGGGCACCGCCUUUGUGUGUCUGCGACCCAUGGCAAGGGCCUGAAGAAGACUACUCUACAAGGCGCCUUCCAAGAAUUUGGGCAUAUCCUUCAGAUUGAGACCCCGAAAGCCAACCUGGCCUUCAUUGCGUUUUCCGACAAGGCGGACGCCCAGGAUGCCAUGGAGGCCAUGGAUGGCAAGACGCUGGAUGGACAAACCAUCACGGUCAGCAAAGCUGGGCCUAAGCCGACCUACCGGCCACAAGUUGAUCCAAAUGAAAACUUCAAGAAGGCAGGACAGGUGCUGAUGACGACGCAGACAGAGCGCGAGAAUGUUCGCUACCGCAAAGACGUGGAGAAGGCAGCAGAGAGAAUGAAGCCUAGAAGCAGGAGUCGAAGCGCACGCCGGCGAAGGAGCAGGUCUCACAGCUUCAAGAAACGCUACAGUAGCCCUGUAGCUCGCCGCAAAGAGCGGAGAGAUAGCCGAAAGCCAUCACGGAGGGGAAGUCGCAGCAGAAGUGCCCCCAAGCGAAAGCGAAGUCCCAGUAGAAGCAGGAGUUAGCGUACGCAGUAUGCAGACGGACUGAUAUGGAACCCGAGCAACUACAGAG
Molecule: messenger RNA, 696 nt
Organism: Effrenium voratum
Lineage: Eukaryota; Dinophyceae; Suessiales; Symbiodiniaceae
Source: the annotation of a GenBank genome assembly